GCACAGUGCUCGGAGCACGCGACGGGACAGGACGGGACAGAGCGGUGCCGUGAGGAGCCCCCGCACAGCGCACUCCUUCCUGUCUGACCCGGAGCUUUUCCAAGGCACUAUUGCUGCAGGUGCCCUUGAGACCAGAGAGCAGGACCCGCUGUCCUGCAGUCUUCUCAGGAGAUUAGUCUUGCAGCUGCCUUCCAGGCUCGACUGCAGGACUUGCUGACUUGGAGCUUUUCCCGAGGCAUCUCUCCUGCAAGUAGUCAUCAAUCCAGUCAGCAACAUGAAGCAGAGACCCCCGAGAGUGCCCAAGGUGACUUCGGGGAAGGAGGAGAAAGAAAGUCCUGGAGCUGCAUCAGCACAGGAGACUGAAGAGGUGGUGCCAUUCCAGCCAGUGCAGGAGGGUGCAGCCAUGGACCGCACACAAGAGCAGGACCCCACCCGUGGCCGCUUCCGCAGAACAGCGCAGCUGGUUUGCAAAUUCAUCAAGAGAAUUCGUGAGGAAGGGAACAGCGCCAUGGGCACUGCGGUCAGAGCGUACCCACACAUCUUCAAAACCAACACCAGUGCUGCCCUGCUGGAUAUGCUUGUAGAAGCGGGUUUGCCCAGUCCAAAGCAAGUGCCUGCCAUGGUGAGGUUCAUCCACCAGUGGCUCAUGGCCAAUGAGUCUGAUGGGCACAGGCUGGACAGGACCCUGCUGGAUCUCACCGAGGCACUGCCCACUGAUGUGGUGAUGAGUCUCCUGCGUGUGGCCCCAUCGUGUGACAGAGCUGCUAUGGCCAUGUGGAAGACAAUCUUAUGCUCGCCCAGGACUGCGAAGCCGGCGCAGUUGAGACUCCUCAAUGUGCUGGGGAGCUCACCAGAGCACAGCACAUGCACCUCCGAUGGGGACACAAUGAGAGUCUUACCCCUGGCUGCAACUGUGGUGAUGUGGAAGAUCCUCCAGGAGCCCUGCAUCCCACAAAUAGUGACAAUGUAUUGCACCCGCCUAUUUGUCCACCUGCUCUUCCAAGCGUACUUCAGCACUCUGGAUACACCAGAGGAGGUGGAUAAAUUCUGGAAGGAAUGCCAGCAGCAACACGGCUUUGGUGCCAGCCCCAACAGGUUUGCAGUGCAGACCCUGAAGUCCCUGCUCUGUCGAAGGCAGUAUGAGGGUGUGGUGACAGCAAUGGAACACAACCAUGGCUGGGACAUGCUGCUGUCUUCUGACACCCAGCACUAUGCCAUGGGUCUUCUGGCCAGGGAGAUUUCCCGUGUCUCCCUACCCUUGUGUUCCCGGAUCAUUUGUUACCUGCUCCAACUUCUCAGCACACGGGAGCCACGCUGGGACCUGCCUGCCCUGGCAUUCCUUGUGGAGAUCCUCAAGUACCAGGACUUGAGUGAACGCACUGGUAAACGCCUCCUACAAAUCCUGGAACUGCACCUGCAGAACGAGCGCAGGGACAGGCGAUGCCGGGCGCUCAGGGCCCUUCUCGAGCUCAGUGACAAUCCCUGGAUGGCCGAAAAAAUGCGCAGCCUGACAGAAAGUCUUGUGGAGCUCCUGCGGGACACAGAUGGAGAGACAGUUGAGAUGACAAUCAUGCUACUCAGCUUUAUAGUGCUGGAAAACGACAUGCUGAUAGCCAGCCCCAUCACCCUGCAGCUGGCUGAGGCGCUCCUGCCACUCUUUGAUCACGACAAUAGCCAGGUGCAGGAGGUGUCCAUAUUGCUCUAUCAAACAUUGGUGACACUUGCAUUGGAAAAAAGAAAAAAGACCCUGAAAACACACGUGCGGCAGAGCCUGGUCCCACUCUUCUUACACUGCCAUGACAAGAAUCCAGAUGUGGCAGAGGCCUCCCGGGAAGCGCUGCAUUGUGUGGCCAAAUUCAUGAAGAGGAGGAAUCUCAUGCAGCUCGUGAAGACAGCGCAGCUGUGGAAGUUCGCCCAGUGCCUGCUGGCAGAGGACAGGAGCCGAGCGGCCGAGCACCUGCGCCAGGCCCUGCGGUACCUGCGGAGCCCACAGGAGCCCCUGCGAGAGGCGGCCGUCAGGUUCACGGGGAUGGCCAAGCGGUACCUGAGGGGGACGAAGAAAGAGCUGCAGGUGCUCAGUGAGGCCCUCGAAGAUAUGGCAGAUAACACCAGCCGUGCCCGUGGAAGCCGGGCCGUUCAAUGUUUGCACAUCCCCAAGGCAGUAGAGCGGCCUCGCGUCUCCAUGUUCCAGAGGCUGCGAGAUCAUCUUCACCGGGCAUGGAGAGCACGGCCCCGUCUGUCAGGCCUCGGCUGCCUGCGCUGCUGGAGAUCUCCUAAGAGAUCUGCUGGAGCCUCCUGAGCCAGUGGGAUUUUCUUCAAGAUUGUUCAUUUCUUCUUUUGUUUUGCUUUAGUAUAGAAAUAUAGGAUGUGUUAGACUAG
Molecule: messenger RNA, 2379 nt
Organism: Oenanthe melanoleuca
Lineage: Eukaryota; Metazoa; Chordata; Aves; Passeriformes; Muscicapidae
Product: maestro heat-like repeat-containing protein family member 6
Exons: 15
Coding region: 275-2299 (674 amino acids)
Cellular component (GO): cytoplasm
Source: RefSeq, a predicted model, not a curated record